Glycine soja is the source of this 1466-nucleotide messenger RNA. RefSeq names its product DAR GTPase 2, mitochondrial. NCBI's taxonomy places the organism in Eukaryota, Viridiplantae, Streptophyta, Magnoliopsida, Fabales, Fabaceae. The coding region runs from base 147 to 1280 and encodes 377 amino acids. Gene Ontology annotation, cellular component: mitochondrion. The transcript is spliced from 8 exons. The record is from RefSeq and is a predicted model, not a curated record. Gene Ontology annotation, molecular function: GTP binding; GTPase activity.
UAACAGCACUAUCUGCAAACAAAAGUUGAGAGUAACGACAUCACAAGUUCACAACGUGUCUGCAUCUAUGUUUUUAUUUCUCCACAGGCAACUGGAAUGCGUUUGAGAAGCAAGUUUUGCUGAACAAACGCUGCCUUAAUUUGGGCAUGUCUGCAGCGGCGCGUUUGGGUAGAAGAGUAGGCACAACAGCAAAGGAAGAACUGAGAAGAAACAAAGGAGCAUGGCGCGAUCCUCUUCCGGCCGCCGCUUCUCGCGCAAUCGCGGAGAGAAUCCCGUUGGCGGAUCUCGUUGUCCAAGUCAGAGACGCAAGGAUUCCUUUGUCCUCUGAAUGUGAGAUACUCAGAAACUACCCUCCUUCCCUGAAACAAAUCGUAGCGCUCAACAAAAUGGACCUCGUGGGCACAUCGAAUGUGAAGGCAUGGAUGGGAUAUUUUAGGGAAAGGAACUGCAUAUCUUGUGGGGUCAAUGCUCAUAACAAGGAGAACAUCAAACAGCUUCUUAGCCUUAUACAACGCCGGGUGAGUGAAUUGAAGGGAGCUGAUCAAUGUGACAAUAAUUAUACCGCUACAGUCAUGUUAGUCGGGAUUCCAAAUGUUGGAAAGUCGGCACUUGUCAAUGCUUUGCAUCAAGUGGGGAGAAUCAGUGCAGCAGAAAAAGGAAAGUUAAAGCAUGCAACUGUGAGUCCAGAGCCAGGGGAGACUAAAGACAUACGAAGUUUUAAGAUUGGUAGCCAUCCCAAUAUCUAUGUGUUAGACACUCCAGCUAUUUUAUCUCCCAAGGUUCCUAAUGUUGAUAUUUUAUCUAAAUUAAUUUUAACAGGAGCAAUUGGGGAUUGUUUAGUCAGGAGAAAAGAAGUUGCUCAACAUUUUCUAGCUAUUCACAACUCUAGUGAGCAAUACAAGAAAUGGGAAAAAUUGUCUAUGAAGGAUAAUGAUAGAUUAUUCCUUAACGGGACAACAGAACAGUUGACUAGCUCUGGGUUGCAUAUGAAGCAUAAAAACCAAAUCCCUACAGAUCACACACAGGACUCCAUAGUGCAGGAUGUUCGACGAACACUGUUUGAAACAAUUUCAUCAUUCGAAGGUGAUGUGAGAUGUGAAGACGAAAUGGAAGCACUUAUUGCAAGGCAGUUUACUGCCUUGCAGGAAGCUUUCCAUGUUUCAAUUGAAUCUGAAGAAGAUGAUGCUCAUGACAAGGUUGCUGGGAAGUUGCUUAAUCUUUUCCGUACUGGUCGUCUUGGACAUUAUAUUUUAGAUAAUCUUCCCGGAUAUAUUCAAUGAUCAUUGUUGUCCAAUUGAUACUAGUACUUCCAUGGAGGUGGUUUUUGUGACAAGUCAUUGCUUGCCUUUUUAUUGUAUCUGUCUGCUAGUUUUUUGUAACCUUUUUAGGUUGACCCAGUUAGGAAUAAUGAAGUGUAUAUUAAUAUCAGAAUCGCAUAUAUAUAUAUAUAUAUAUAUGUGUGUGUG